CCGGAAGUAUUUAUCAUUGGAGUCCUUGUGCUGGUCCUGAGCAUGGCGGGGUUCGCUGAGCUCGGGCUGUCGUCAUGGCUCGUGGAACAGUGUCGGCAGCUGGGGUUGAAGCAGCCCACUCCGGUGCAGCUCGGUUGCAUCCCGGCCAUCCUGGAGGAAAGGGGUGCCAGCAUAGAGCAAAGGCAAAAAUGGCUGGUAUGCUGAUUUCAAGUCGGGACUGCUUGGGCUGUGCAAAAACAGGAAGUGGCAAGACAGCAGCCUUUGUACUUCCCAUCCUGCAGAAACUGUCUGAGGACCCUUACGGCAUCUUCUGCUUGGUCCUGACACCCACCAGGGAGCUGGCCUACCAGAUCGCGGAGCAGUUCCGGGUGCUGGGGAAGCCCCUGGGCCUGAAGGACUGCAUUAUUGUCGGCGGCAUGGACAUGGUGGCACAGGCACUGGAGCUGUCCCGGAAGCCUCACGUGGUCAUUGCCACCCCCGGGCGCCUGGCCGACCACCUGCGCAGCUCCAACACUUUCAACAUGAAGAAAAUUCGAUUUCUGGUGAUGGAUGAAGCCGACCGGCUGCUGGAGCAGGGUUGCACUGACUUCACUGCGGACCUAGAGACCAUCCUGGCAGCCGUUCCAGCACACAGGCAGACACUGCUCUUCAGUGCCACACUGACCGACACACUCAAGGAGCUUCAGGGCCUAGCCACCAACCAGCCCUUCUUCUGGGAGGCGCAGGCCCCCGUUCGCACAGUGGAGCAGCUUGACCAGCGUUACCUGCUGGUGCCGGAGAAGGUGAAGGACGCCUACCUGGUUCACCUGGUCCAGACCUUCCAAGACCAGGUGGAGGACUGCUCCAUCAUCAUCUUCACCAACACCUGCAAGACCUGCCAAAUCCUUUGUAUGAUGCUUCGAAAGUUCAGCUUCCCCGCAGUGGCGCUGCACUCCAUGAUGAAGCAGAAAGAACGCUUUGCAGCCCUGGCCAAGUUCAAGUCCAGCAUCUACCGGAUUCUCAUCGCCACUGACGUGGCUUCGAGGGGCCUGGACAUCCCCACCGUGCAGGUAGUCAUCAACCACAACACCCCUGGGCUCCCCAAGAUCUACAUCCACCGAGUUGGUCGCACAGCCCGUGCAGGGAGGCAGGGACAGGCCAUCACGCUGGUGACGCAGUAUGACAUCCACCUGUUGCAUGCCAUCGAGGAGCAGAUCAAGAAGCAGCUAGAGGAGCUGGCAGUGGAGGAAGCCGAGGUCCUGCAGAUCCUCACUCAGGUCAACGUGGUGCGCCGGGAGUGCGAGAUCAAACUAGAGGCGACUCAUUUCGAUGAAAAGAAGGAGAUCAACAAGCGGAAGCAGCUUAUUCUGGAGGGAAAGGACCCUGACCUGGAGGCCAAGCGCAAGGCGGAGCUGGCCAAGAUUAAGCAGCAGAACCGUCGCUUCAAGGAGAAGGUGGAGCAGACACUUCGACAGAAGAAAGCUGGCCGAGGGGCUCGGCCCCCAGCAUUGGCCAAGGCCCAGGCAUGAGCUGAGAACCUGCGGCCGCAGUGUCCCUGGGAUGCUGGGCGGCGGCAGCCAGCCGCAACAGGUGCCAGCAACGUCACGCACUUGUACAGCCACUUCAGAAAUGUAAUCCCGGCAUAGCGCCGCUCAGGGUUCUAGAAAACUACACAGUGCAAAGCUCAGGACAGCCGGGGUCCCCUGGGCCCUGGCAGGGCCCCUUGGGAGCACAGACCCUCCCAGGCUGACUAGGGCGCCGCCUCU
Molecule: messenger RNA, 1745 nt
Organism: Meriones unguiculatus (Mongolian gerbil)
Lineage: Eukaryota; Metazoa; Chordata; Mammalia; Rodentia; Muridae
Gene: Ddx49
Product: DEAD-box helicase 49
Exons: 15
Coding region: 75-1508 (477 amino acids)
Molecular function (GO): RNA helicase activity; ATP binding; nucleic acid binding
Source: RefSeq, a predicted model, not a curated record